Messenger RNA from Elaeis guineensis (African oil palm), 2998 nucleotides. Its product is annotated as MACPF domain-containing protein CAD1. Gene Ontology annotation, cellular component: plasma membrane. Lineage: Eukaryota; Viridiplantae; Streptophyta; Magnoliopsida; Arecales; Arecaceae. Gene Ontology annotation, biological process: regulation of salicylic acid mediated signaling pathway; plant-type hypersensitive response. The record is from RefSeq and is a predicted model, not a curated record.
CUUUUACGCAUAGCUCUUGCAUGUAUGCUUCUCAUUGUUCCAUGCGCAGGACGCAAUCUUUAAAUAGAUCUUGCAUUCGUCUUCAUAUUCUUCCCUUCGUCACACCCCUCUUGGGAUUAGUCAAAAGAUAGUGUGCGGUCCAGCGAUUCCCAUCGAUCUAAACCUCUUAUCCGGAAAAAGACCUUUCCCCAAAGUCAAUCCACAGUUAUAUAUGAGACAGACCUCCCCUCCAAUCCUCCAAGAGUAGCUUCUUGGAGCUGGCCUGAUGGGAAGCGAAUUUAGGUCUUUCUAGCCUCUAGAGUCAAAGGAGUCCCUCACAUUGAGGAAGUUUAAAAGGUUAUCGGAAUCCUUCUAGCUUUGACUCCGUCCAUCCUUUUUCCAAAUAUCUUCUCAUUUAGUUGUGGAUAGCGACAUCCGCCGUUUGGAAUUUAGGGCUUAAGGUUUUAACUUCUACAAAGAAGGGAGAAAGGCGUCUUGUUUCCCAAGAUCCAAGAAAUUAAGCCAGAAAAAUUGCACGGAACGCCAUCGCUGAUGGAAAAUAUUCAUUCUUUAAUCAUUCCUGCCAACCCCAGUUGGAGAGUUCGGUCCUAGGAUCUUUUUGGAUUUUGAUUUAGGGUCUAAGGUUUAAACUUUGAAGAAAGGCGUCUUCUUUCACAAGAUCCAAGAAAUUAAGCGAGAAAAAUUGUGAGGAACACCAUCGCUGAUGGAAAAGAUUCGUUCUUUAAUCGUUCCUGGACCCCAGAUAUGGAGAGUUCGGUCCUAGGGAUCAUUUUGGAUCUUAAUUUAUGCUUAGGGUUUUAGUUUUCUAGAUUCUUGAUUUUGUCUGCAAGGUGGUGAGGAUGGAGGAGAAUGCGGCUCUUCGUGCCAUUCAGAGUUCGAUCGAAGCUUUGGGUAAGGGUUUUGAUGUCAACUGCGACACGAGGUUGCUUUACUGCAAGGGGGCUGCUGGGUCGAGGCUCGUGGAGGUCGAUGAGGUGCACACGAGAGAUCUGGUGGUGUCCGACAGUCUGGUGGUGCCCAAUGUGUCGAGAGAUGUGAGGUGCUCACGGGAGAGCGGCGGGCGGGAGAGCACUGGCGCUCGCGGUUUCUAUGAGAUGGCAGAAUAUUUUAACACAAAAGCUCAUCUACUGGGAAAUUUUCCCAUUGGAAGUUUUAAUACUGCAUUCAGUUUUACUGGGUCAAAGAAAAUUGAUGCUGCGGCUACAAAAAGCCUUGCAAUGGAAGGGAUGUUCAUUCCUUUAUGUAAUGUUCACUUGAGAAAACAACCUUCAUCAUUACGAGAAGAGGUCAGGCAUGCCGUGCCACUUUCAUGGGAACCAUUGUCUUUAGCAAGAUUUAUUGAGAGUUACGGGACUCAUGUCAUCACAUCCAUUACUAUUGGUGGAAAGGAUGUGAUUUAUGUCAAGCAGCACAGCUUGUCACAUUUAUCAUCCAUGGAAAUAAAGAACUACAUCCAGGACAUUGGAGACCAUAGAUUCUCAGAAACUGAAAGGUCUACAAGUUCAGGUCCCUUGAAGCUGAAGGAUAAGGCUGUGGAUUCUUUUGUGUUCAACAGUCAAGGAAUAUACCCGCAACCACCCAAUGCUCCAUAUCUUGCUGCAAAGGAGGAUGUUACUGUCAUUUUCAGAAGAAGGGGUGGAGAUGAUCUAGUCCAAAGCUAUACCAAGUGGGCAAGAACUGUCUAUUCGGCUCCUGAUGUUAUUGAAAUUACCUUCUGUCCAAUCACUUCUCUCCUUGAAAGCAUGCCAGGGAAGGACCAUCUCAUGCGUGCUAUCAACCUUUAUCUGGAAUAUAAGCCUCCAAUAGAAGAGCUGCAAUAUUUUCUGGAGUUUCAGGUCCCCAGGAUAUGGGCCCCAGUUCGCAAUGAACUUCCAGGACAUCAAAGAAAAGAGCCAGUCUGCCCAUAUUUGCAGUUUAGCAUUAUGGGGCCGAAGCUUCAGGUCAGCCAAGAGCAGAUAUCAGUUGGGCGUAAGCCUGUCACUGGCCUAAGAUUGUGCCUGGAAGGAGCCAAGCAGAACCGGCUACACAUUCAGGUCCAGCACCUGGCAUCUCUCCCAAAGAUUCUUCAACCUUAUUGGGACACCCACAUAGCCAUUGGUGCGCCAAAGUGGCAGGGACCUGAGGAGCAAGAUAGCCGGUGGUUUGAGCAUGUGAAGUGGAAGAACUUCUCUCAUGUCUGUACAGCACCAAUAGAGAACGAUGAGACUUUUCUUGGUGGCAUCUCUGGUGCGUAUAUAGUCACUGGAGCUCAGCUAGGAGUUUGGGACUUUGGAGCGAAGAAUGUGUUGCACAUGAAACUUCUCUAUUGUAAGGUACCUGGAUGCACCAUAAGAAGAUCCCUGUGGGACCACAACCCAGCUUGUCCAGACGACAAAUCAAGGAUACCGUCCGUGGGAGAUUCUACAGAUUCAGUUGACUCAAGUUCAGGCUCGAGAGAUUUGGGGAAACUGAUGAAACUUGUGGAUACGUCGGAGAUGUGCAAAGGCCCUGAUGAAAUACCAGGGCACUGGUUGGUGACUGGUGGGAAGCUUGGAGUUGAGAAAGGGAAGAUUAUAUUGAGAGUGAAGUACUCUCUGUUGAAUUACUAAAAUCAGUUGUUUCAGUUGCAAGGAUGGUGUCUGUUAUGCAUGUAAACUAUGGUAGUUUGCUGGGGGUUAAGUUAGUGAGAUGAGGAUUUGGAUUUUGUUCGGUGGUGUUUUUCAUAUUCUUUGCACUUCAUCAAAUUGUACAGCACUGAUGAUGCUGAAGUCUGAAAAAGGUUCUUUAUGGCCAAGCAACUUUCUUUGGAAGGUUAGUUGGGGAGAAGACCAGGAUGCCCGAACAUUGUUGUAGAAGAGGGGAGUGAUGUUUAUCCCUGAAGUUGCUCAAAAUUAUCUCUUACCUUCUCAACGUAGGACCCAAAUUGGUUCUCUGUUGCCAAGGUCUUAAUUUAAUGCUUCAUCUUGCAUGGAUGGUGGUUUCCGAAAGAUUUCAAUUUUGGGUGUUACGGAAAGAUCAU